Messenger RNA from Gekko japonicus, 2132 nucleotides. It is a transcript of the gene ZSWIM1, whose product is annotated as zinc finger, SWIM-type containing 1. The transcript is spliced from 2 exons. Gene Ontology annotation, molecular function: zinc ion binding. The record is from RefSeq and is a predicted model, not a curated record. The coding region runs from base 194 to 1723 and encodes 509 amino acids. NCBI's taxonomy places the organism in Eukaryota, Metazoa, Chordata, Lepidosauria, Squamata, Gekkonidae.
GGGGCGGAGUCGUCGAGCAAGAGGAGACAAAAUGGCGGCUCCGGUGGCCGGCCCUUCAGCCUGAAAUAACCGGCAUCAAUAAUAAUGUGAGACUAGCGGCAGAAACACAAACUCUUUAGCCAGCUGGCAUCAACGGGGAAGGACUUUCCGAAGCAGUGGUUCACGGCACAAAGGCACAGAGUCCUGGCACACCAUGGCCCUGGACACUGUGAAGGAGCUGCUGAGCAUGGACUGUGGCUCGCUGGUCGCUUAUCAGCUGGACAAGUACUCCCACCUCGAGUCCAUCAGCUUCCAGACCAUGCUGAUGAGGGAGGUCUUCUUAAACAACCCGGAGGUGGUGCUUGUUCACCGAAUCCACAACCCUUGGGGCAAGGCUCUCUACGUGUUCAUGGUGGACAAGCCCUUCCUGAAGCUUGAGGGAGAGAUAACCAAAGUCGUCCACUUUGCCGUCCCAGCCAAAGAAUCGGCACAAGGCCUGGCUCACAUGUACCGCACCUUCAAGGCAUUCAACCCCGAGUGGAAGCAGAUCAAGACGUUCCUGAUCGAUCCAUGCUCCCGGCUGCUGACGAAGCUUUCUAAAGCGUUCCCCUCUGCGGACGUCCAGCUGUCCGUCUUCCACAUCUGCAAACAUUUGCAGCAGAAGAUCCGCCACAUCUGCCUGGAGUUCCACACCAGGCGACUGCUCCUGAGUGUCCUGAGGAAUGCCAUGUGCGCUCCCAGCGAAAGCAACCUGAAGAAGAUGCACGCCAUCUUGAGUGACUUUGUGAAACCGAAUCUGCUGCCCCAGCUGCACACCAACUGGCUGCUCAACGAAAAGAUCUGGUCCCUGCACCGCUGGCGCACCUGGGAGGAGUGCAGCCAGUAUUUCAAAGACCUGGAGAUGGUCACGCGCAGUUUAAGCCAAAUCUUUUGCGUGGGCGCCUCCCUGGAGUCCUGCAUCACCAACAUCGCCAAGCACUACCAGAAGAAGGCUCUGAAGUGCUCCUGGGAGGCCGUGCCAGGCCAGGCCGCCCUGGUCAGCCAGAACGUCUCAUCCCUGCCAAACCUGGUGGUUCUCACCCCCCCUCCUCCAAACGCCCCGAGGCCUCUGCUCCCUCGGGACCCCGCUGAGGCAGCCCCCCAGAGUUCCCUGGUGGCAAGGCAGGAGGCUUCUACCAGAGACGCCGUGUGCGAGCCGGAGGCGAUGAUCCCGGACGAAGAAACCUCUGAGUCUCUCCGCCAGUCCCUGAGCGACAUCUUCACAGAGCCCGCCGCCAGGCUCUGCCUGAAUGAACUUGCUGUGGUCCAGAGUUCUCAGUGUUUGAUGGGGAGCAGCGCCGACACCAUCAGCAUACAGAUCCUGGAAGACGCUCAGAUGGUGAGCCACAGGGGCCUCAACAGCUGCACCUGCCACUUCAGCCGGACCUUCCGGCUGCCCUGCAGGCACGGCGUGGCGGUCCUGAACUCCGAGGGGAAGGAGCUGGAGCCGGAGAGGGUCCCCGAGCAGUGGCGCAAAGGGCGCAGCGCCGCCCAGCCGGGGCAGGGAAGCACCGAGGAUCUCCUGGAAGUCCUGAGGAGUUCGUGGGACGCCUCUUUGGAUAAGUACCUGGCCGUCUCGUUCCUGACCGAGGAGAUCAGCCGGCUGCUGAGCCAGUGUAGCAGCGAGGAGUUUGACCGUCGGUACAGCACUCUGCGGGAGCUGGCGGACAGCUGGAUUGGGCCUUACGUGCAGGUGAAGUUGUGACCAGGCCCCUUGCUGCCUAGGGACCGUUGCCCGGACGUGACUCUCCCCAGAAACGCUGGGCGCCGGUAAAUUGCCGGUGGGGCUCUUCCCCCUUUUUGUGAGGGGCCGAGAACACACCUGCAUUCACUUGCUCUCUCGGAAACCGGGAGCCCUCCAGGAGAGGCCCAAGGGAUGCCUGAUGGGAGCCGGGAUCUGCAUAUUCAGGCCGUCUCAAAUCCCGCCCCCUUGGGGAUCCCCAGAGGCGAUUGCACCAACAGAGUUCUUGGGGAGAGGGUGGCUUGGUGCUUCUCUGCCCCCUUUCCUCCUCUCCCCCCAUCCCACCCCUGUUGUUGUGGAUGGAGAUCCUCUGGGGCCCACAGGGGCAGCCCUGUCUCUGCUGAAACUCAAGGUCGCUAAUAAACGGAUCUUU